Manacus vitellinus (golden-collared manakin) is the source of this 1002-nucleotide messenger RNA. It is a transcript of the gene GMNN, whose product is annotated as geminin DNA replication inhibitor. The record is from RefSeq and is a predicted model, not a curated record. NCBI's taxonomy places the organism in Eukaryota, Metazoa, Chordata, Aves, Passeriformes, Pipridae. The transcript is spliced from 7 exons. Gene Ontology annotation, biological process: negative regulation of DNA replication; negative regulation of cell cycle. Bases 50 to 718 code for a protein of 222 amino acids. Gene Ontology annotation, cellular component: nucleus.
UGGGAGCGCGCGCUUGGGCGUCUGUGCGGGAGCGGCCGCCGUUGAUCCUAUGCAUUCCAAAAUGAAACAGAAACUGCCUGCAGAAAAAUCAUCAGGAUCUCUGCAGAAAUACCUCACAGAUACCACAUGCACUGCUUCCCCAAGACGGACUCUUAAAAUGAUUCAGCCUUCAGCAGCAGGUAGCCUGGUUGGCAGAUAUAAUGAGAAGAAAUCUUCAGUCAAAAGGAAACUCUGGAAUAACAAGUUUGCCUCAAAGGCUUGUAAUGCUGAGGUGUCUGUGGACAAGGAGCAAGAAAAUGAGGAUGGUGUCAUUCAAGCUGUAGAUCUCAUGAUGAAAGGAAGUCCUUCACCUCAGUAUUGGAAAGAAGUGGCUGAAGAAAGGAGGAAGGCUCUGUAUGAAGUGCUUCAAGAAAAUGAAAAGUUGCACAAAGAAAUCGAACAGAAGGAUGGUGAAAUUGCCCGCCUAAAAGAAGAAAAUGAAGAACUCAUGUCUCUUGCUGAACAUGUGCAUUACAUGACCAGUGUGAUUGAGAGGCUAACUGGUCAAGGACCUGAGAAUCUUGAGACACUGGAGAAUCUGACUCUGGAGGAAUCCAGACGAAAAAAUGAAGAGCAUAACUGUGGAGAUGAGGAAGGGCUGUCACAAGUAUCAUCUGGCUUAGGGGAGAAUAGAUCAGAUCUUGCUUCAAAGGAAGCAAACCAUUUGCAACUGGAAUGACAGCCUUUAAAUAGGCUUAUGUAUGUGGCUUUUAAUUGCAGACUUCCUCUUAAAAGGAUAUACUACACCUUCUCAGGUAUAGACACUCUUGUGGAAGUGUUACAGGUGUUGGUAUUUUUAACUGGCAUUAUGUGGCAGUGGGAGUAUCUGGAUGCUGCAUGGAAAACUUACUACAGGCUGCACCUAGUUACUUGUAUGAAAUGCACAUACUGUGAAUUUCAACUGUUGUGUAAAUACCUUAUCUGACAUAAUUCAUGAACAUUGAUAAAUAAAUCUUUGCCUUA